This is a messenger RNA of Coffea eugenioides, 1446 nucleotides long. RefSeq lists its product as uncharacterized. Bases 1 to 1446 code for a protein of 481 amino acids. NCBI's taxonomy places the organism in Eukaryota, Viridiplantae, Streptophyta, Magnoliopsida, Gentianales, Rubiaceae. The transcript has 3 exons. The record is from RefSeq and is a predicted model, not a curated record.
AUGGGGGGUAUGUCUGGAUCUCCUCAAAGGAGAAAUGAUCGCUAUGCGCCCACAUACAACCCAAGGUGGCGGAACCACCCCAAUUUUAGCUAUGCUCAGAAACCUUCGGGUUUCCAACAACCAUUUUCGCAGAGACAACAUAUUCAACAACCACCCAUCUCUGAUUCGGGUAUGUCCUUGGAAGACAUGGUUAAAUCACUGGCUGAUAGCACUUGUCAAAUGCGGCAGGACCAACAGAGAUUUCAGCAGGACCAACACAGAAUGCAACAAGAUCAACAGAGGUUCCAACAAGAAACACGCGCAAGCAUUAGGACCUUGGAGGCCCAAAUGUCACAAUUGGCAUCUUCAUUGAGCAGUUUCGAAAAUAGUAAAAGGAAGCUACCAUUUCAGGUAAUCCCCAAUCCAAAGGAUAAUGCGAGUGCAAUGCUUUUACGAAGUGGGAAGGAGGUGCAAUCCUCCAAAUCAGAGAUGGACAAGGGCCCGAGACACCUGAGAAAGAGGAGGUUCGCUAAGGCAAAGAAAGAGGAAUCGGAGAAGGAGAUUUCGGACAUCUUCCGGAAAGUGGAAAUCAACAUCCCACUGCUAGAAGCGAUUAAGCAAUUACUGAAGUAUGCAAGGUUUCUGAAAGGGUUGUGCACUAACCGGAACAAGCUGAAUCUCCAAGACAAGGUAAGAGUAGGUGAGAACGUGUCGGUAGUCCUCCAAAAGAAGUUGCAACAGAAGUGCAAGGAUCCAGGAUCUCUAAAAGAUACAAGAGUGGUGAUUCAACUAGCGGAUAGAUCCAAUGUUUACCCUGAGGGUGUAGUUGAAGAUGUCUUGGUGAAGGUUAAUGAGUUUAUCUUCCCUGCUGAUAUUUACAUUGUUGACAUGAAUGAUAAAACAUCCGUUAACUCAGCUGCACUCCUUCUGGGUAGGCCAUUUAUGAGUACGGCUAGAACCAAGAUAGAUGUGCAUGAAGGCACCCUGUCUGUAGAGUUUGAUGGGGAAACGAUUACAUUUAAUAUUUUUGAUGCAAUGAAGUACCCGGAUGAUACUGAGUCUGUUAACUAUGUUAGUAUAACUAAUUCCAUUGUCCAAGAUCACCUUGAACAGAAUUUUAUGGAGGAAAAAUUGGAAUUCGUGCUACAGCAAAGCAAGACGAAUGCAGACGUGGAAAGUGAGGAUGAGGAGGACACUCUAGAAGCCAUUAUGACACUACACUCGCUUCCUGUACUUUCCGACAGGUCAGUAGACUCAUUCUUACCAUUGCCUACUUCUAAUGAAAGAAUUUUACCUUCUGUGGAACAGGCACUCGAGUUGGAAUUGAAUGAGUUGUCGAAACAUUUGAAGUAUGCCUACCUUGGAGAUCGCAACACCCUGCCGGUCAUCAUCGCAAAGGAUUUGACCGCGGUACAAGAGGAAAAACUUCUAAGGGUUUUGCGAGAGUAUAAACCAGCAAUCAGAUAG